This is a messenger RNA of Didymosphaeria variabile, 2949 nucleotides long. RefSeq lists its product as uncharacterized. The record is from RefSeq and is a predicted model, not a curated record. Bases 1 to 2949 code for a protein of 982 amino acids. The transcript has 2 exons. NCBI's taxonomy places the organism in Eukaryota, Fungi, Ascomycota, Dothideomycetes, Pleosporales, Didymosphaeriaceae.
AUGCUUGGAAAGCGCGAAUUCUUUCCCUCGAAAGAACCUGGACGCUUCGUCAAGAAGAUGCGUGUCGAGAUUGUAAUGAGUAGAAAAGACGUUAGCGCGCGAGGCGCAAUAGAGGACAAAUCCACGACCAAAGCCGACGACGCGGCCGACAACCCCAAGCAAUUUGGUGCUGAUGCUCCCUCGAGCGAGACGACUGGUGGGCUUGGCGAGAAGACCCGUGCCGUGAAUGACAAGAGUUUCGACUACACCGAGUGGUACAACGUAGGAGAAUCAAGCGAGUCUACGAACUACUUUGAUCAGCCUAACAAAACAGAUGGUCCUUCUAACACCGACGGCAACUCCUCGCUUCCGCAGGACAACUUUGAGCAGCCCCUGGAGCUACGUCGGUACCAAGGUGAUUUCGGCGAUUCCCAACCGUCAUUGGAGCCGGGGAAUGGCGCGCUGUCUUCACUCACGCCUCCAAGCUCAAUCUCGCCGUUCGAGACGUCAGGUCGUGCCCUGGUCAGCGGGAGUUUCGCGUCGUUCGCCGCGAACCGAUUCCCACCCCCUCCGAAAUGGUCAGCCCAUCUUACGCAGCACCAGCAGUUGUCAGGCUCCCCGUGGGCGGCUAUGACGACCUCACCCAAAACGACCCCUAUGCAGCAGGUUGAAACAGCAGAAUCUCAAGGAUACUUCGACCCGACAGCUGACUCGUCAAUUGCUAGCUAUGGUCACGGAGGCCGACAGAUCACGGAUACUGCGCGCACGACACGCCCCUUGCAGUAUCUUGGUGGUCUCUCACCAUACGGCAAUAUAUCACGGCCCUACAACGCUGCUUUGCAUGACCCGCUCUCUCGGGACUACCAUGAGCGACAACAGCUCUUGCAGUCGUUACAGAAGCCGCCUUCAGCACCUUCUGGUAGCCGCGCACGACAAGAUCCCGAAACGCACCUUACCGUGGAUACUUGCUCGUUUCCGGCAAAUCAGCAUCCGAACAGUCCUUGCUGCCCCAAUUCUAUGCUCUUCGCGCGGGAUUCUACAAUCACCUGCCUUAAUUGUAGAGUGAGUCGCAUUCCCGAGGAUGAGGACUAUCUUGUCUUCGCUGCCGCUCGAGACCGACAACCUCAAGGAUCGGUGCAGCCAGGCGCAGCGAACGCGCUCCAGCAUCCUGGAUCUAUCCCGACGCCGGGCACGAGCCCGAUCCUGGGAGUCCUUCGUCCGGCUGGACCAUGCUGUUCCUCUCCGCUUCUCUCCAGGGCCAAGAGUGGAGGGAUAGUUGUCUGCCUCAAUUGUCAUGUAUUCAGAACUGAAGACAUAGGUUCCCAUGAUACGGCUCCCAGCGUACCGUCUACCGAAGCUCUUGUUCAAUGCUGCCCAGAUCCGAACCCCUUCGACAUCGGCGAAGACGUCAGUCCGGAAUUCGUUUGCCUCAAUUGUAACGAGAGGCACGACACUAGCCAGAUUUUCGCGGGGAUGCAAUCUUGGGAUGAAUGGAUGGCUGCGAAUACUCGAGAUGAUGCAGACUCAGUUUUUGCGCUGGACUUGACGGAAGAUGCGGACGACGCACUCGACCUGUAUUCAUCUCCAACUCCAAACGCUCCCGCAGCUAGUAGGCCCAAGGAAUUGGAUUUCUCAACUGCUACGGCAUCGAACAGUCCAAACGACAUCAACAGGGCUAUGGUCUUGAGAAUGAUGGGUUAUGAGGAACCAAUGACAUCGGUAUAUCGAAACUUAGAGCUAUCGCUAUACGCACCAGCACAGGGCGAGGAUCUGUUCCACCAAUGUUACGAUGCAGAUGGGGAUGGCGACGAUGAUGCCGACAACGGUGAUGCCGACAACGAUGGUGCCGACAAAGAUGAUGCCGACAAAGAUGAUGCCGACAACGAUGAUGCCGACUUCCCUGCAGAAAAGGGUUGCCGCCGGUCUUUUGAUAGGUUCCUGGACCUUCCAAAAGAACUACGGGAGCGAAUCUACAAGAUCGUGCUGCAGAGCGACAAGCCAAUCGCCCCUCAUCUUUGCGAUGCACACCGACCGGCCCAACAAGGCAAGGCCGACCACGGUAAGGCUAUUCGGUUUCACGACGAUAACCAAGCUGAACACAACGCCAUCUGCAAGACGCUCACAAUAACGCGCGUCUCGCGAAAGGUCCGCGCUGAGAGUCUGCCCGUUUUCUAUGGCACGAACACCUUCGACACCGUUGCUGAUACACCAACCUACUUUUCUCGUCUCGAGCAGCUGGGUCGCUUCCAUAUGAUCCGCAAGGUGAACUUUGUAGUUCAGUUCUGGAAAGGUGAGACGUACUCCCAAAAGCUACUGAGGAUGCUUCUGCAGCAUUUCGAAGAGCAGAAAGCGUUCGAGAUGAAGCACGGUGAAGAAGCGAGGAUCAACAGCGCUGGCAAGGGCAAGGGCAAGUCUACCGUUAAGGACGCAGCUGCCACAGCCUUCCCACCGCACGAGCGAGGCGCAACGAAGUUCUUCACCGACGAUCUUGAGGUCCUGGAAAGCCACCCACAGCACGUAAUGGGCGGCCUGGAGGCCAACUUCCUCGUUCUCCGCAAGUUGAGCGAGACCUUUCAGGAUGGCGGUUACAACCGCAAGCUCGUCAUCCACGUGCCGACGUCGACACUCUUCACGCAGUAUAACUCGCUGCUCUACUUCCCUUCAGUGUGUGAAGGUCUGGGCAUCCAUUUGCAGCUCGUCUCAGGUCGCGACGUUGAGAUGGUCGGCUCAGGCUUUCGGUUGAGCUGGACACAGAAGUUCCAGAAGAAGAGCUUUGCCGAAUCGACUACGGCCAAAGAUGACAGAGAGCUGGAGACGCUGACGAAGCGCGUGCGAGCCUUGUAUCCGAAUAUCGAAGAGGUUUCCAGGCCUGCGAAGCGCACAUACUAUCGUCGGAAUUGCAAGAUUAGGGAUAUUGAGUGGUUCAGUGUUGAUUCCGCUGGUGGCUUUGUAGCGGCACCGAAUCAGUGA